Messenger RNA from Hyphopichia burtonii NRRL Y-1933, 312 nucleotides. RefSeq lists its product as uncharacterized. The transcript has a single exon. Lineage: Eukaryota; Fungi; Ascomycota; Pichiomycetes; Serinales; Debaryomycetaceae. The annotation marks the transcript as partial. The record is from RefSeq and is a predicted model, not a curated record.
CAGUUAACUGUAGAAUCAGACAACCUUUUAUUCAAAGGGUUAAACGUGACUUCUCUCCACCAAGAAGCCGGCGUUGACUACUUAUAUUUGGAUUCAACUACUGGGGUUGAAUUUAGUUAUGAUUCCAGAGAAAAAUUCUUGUAUUUAUCUAAUGCUAACAGUUAUCGCUUCAGUAUCGAUGGAAAUAACCUUGCUAAAAUGGGUGUAAAAGGUGCUGACAGAACAGAUAUAGAAGUUGGUUAUUUUUUUUAUGAUGGCUUCAUUGAAGGAUUCUAUGCAUGCAACAAUAUCAAAACAUCUUAUCAAUAUAAU